Caretta caretta (loggerhead turtle) is the source of this 4269-nucleotide messenger RNA. RefSeq names its product cyclic nucleotide binding domain containing 2 (gene CNBD2). The record is from RefSeq and is a predicted model, not a curated record. Lineage: Eukaryota; Metazoa; Chordata; Testudines; Cheloniidae. Gene Ontology annotation, molecular function: cAMP binding. Gene Ontology annotation, biological process: spermatogenesis.
CAUUCUCAACAUGACAAAAGUUUUGCUUGUUUAAAAGGAAAACUUCCAUGGACACUUUUUCCCAAACAAAAAAUCUAUAGAAUUGUGUGUUUCCUAAUCAGAAACCCACACAUGCUUAUGGUGUAUGUUUCCCCACUGCAAUAUGCAAAGGUUGAAAGUGCCUAAAUCCAAGUAAGUAUCCAUUUAUUAUUUUACAGCAACACAGGUGUACAUAUUGAUAUGUGCACUGCCCUGUUGGCCUUGAAGUCUAAAGUUAGCUUUAAGACAUACUAGCCUAGUUUGCCGCCUACAUUGAGAUUUUCCCCCCUUCCUCAUGGUUCCUUCAGGGAACACAGUUUGUCACCAAACAGGCCAUGGAGGCCACCUCCAAGUCUCUGGGAUCGAUAGGCAGCCAAAGUCGUCUGUGCAUAAGACCUUUGCCUCUUCAAUCUGCUCCUGGUGGUUCACUGUGUUCCUGGCAGUGUGGCUUCAUUGGAGCUGUGCUACCAAGGACAAACCCUGGCUGCAGCUGGCUUUCAGGGUAGGAUUGAGAGGGCUCAGCAGGGAAAACUGUACAGCCUCAUACUGUAUUUUCCUGGAUUGUGGGGGGGGAGAGCAAAGCUGAGUCCCAAAGGAAGGAAUGUUUGGGCUGCUUGAGCAGGGGUCAGGAAAGUGCAACCUGUGGGAGAUGGUAGGAGACACCACAGGGAGGAGCAUGAAAGUUCCUGCAGAGGGGUAUAGGUGUAGGGCGGUGUUCAUGAGGAGAAAGGUGUUUGAGGGCUGGGGUCCCUGCAGAGGAAGGAGCUGGGCUUGGGGUGUUCCAUCUGGUGGUGGAGGAGCCUCCAUAUGGAGGAAGGUGCUGGGGGCUGAGUUUCCCGCAGUAGGAUAUUGAUGUGGGCUGCAUUGGGGUGUUUCCAUAGGGUUCCUCAGUUCUGUAGCUGGAUUCUGAACCUGUCACAAAGGCCUGACGUGGCUGCGGAAUCUCUGGCUGUAGUAGGCAAAGGCUACUCUGGGGAGCCGCAACCAUGUACAAGAUAAGACACUCUUCACUUCCCACAGACCUGAAGCUCUGUUCCUGUUUCGGUAGUAAGCUGGAUACAACUAAGCAGCAAAGACGAAUGAAGACUUUCUACAGGCUUGCUUUGGAUAUUGUAGUCAUGAACAAGGUGUGCAAGAUAUUCCGGAAGGGACUGAUGGGGUUCAGGGGAUUUCAGUUCAUUGAUAUGACUGCCCAGGAAUCCCUGGCCUUUGGUAUGGAAGAAGACAAGAAAUAUACCAAACUGUCCUUCGACCACAAUGAGUUCAAGAUCAGAAAGGAUCACUUUCCUCUCAAGGCAAUCCAGAUAACCAAGAAGAAACCAGAAUGGAGAACUGAGAAGGAAAUAAAGCUGUUACAAAGCUGGUUGCAGUUUGUGGAAAGCUACCGAAAAUAUAGCCUGAAUCUGCAGUUGCUUCUGGCUAAAGUGAUUCGCUUUGAACGGUUUGGACGCAGGAGAGUCAUCAUAAAGAAGGGGCACUGUGGCAACAGUUUCUACUUCAUCUACUUUGGUACUGUUGCCAUUACUGAAGAUGAGGAUGGGAGCAGUGCCUUUACUGACCCAGAUCCAACUUUGCUUCGGAAAGGUGCUGGAUUUGGGGAAGUUGCUCUUUUAAAGGACAGGCGGAGAAUUGCAACAGUUGUCUGUAUGGAGGAAACAGAACUAUUGGUAGUGGAUAAAGAGGACUUUUUUGCUAAUAAAUUAGAUGAGGAGCUUCAGAAAGAAUUUCAGUAUCGUUUCAGCUUCUUCAAAGGUCUAGAUCUCUUUGCAACGUGGCCUGAUUACUCAGUAGAGAAAAUUGCUAGUUACUGCAAAGCAGAGAAAUUUCACUAUGGACAAGUGAUAGUCCGGGACAUCCCGGAGUCAGCCAGCAUAAUAUUCAUUACUCAGGGAAAAUGUGAAGUUUUACGUCUGGUUGAUCUCACCACUUGCCCAUCCUAUCACAAGUGGAUCAGUCAGCAAAUGGAUUUUCCCAAACUCAGUCCUUAUUACUCUAUGGAGACUGACACCACAGGCAGAAAAAGAUUCAAUAAUUUUAUGUGGAAGUCCUUUCCUGUGCAGGAUCUGAGUAAUCUGAAAUCGAUGUAUGUCCCACCUUUAAAUCCUCAGAAGGAUGAAAAUUUCGAAAGGCAAUACCUGGCUUUAAAUAGGAAAUAUAAAAAUGCACACACAAAGCUGGAGAAAGAGGACAGAGGUGACAGUAGAAGAUAUGAUGACUUCAGUGAUGAUGAGAAAGAAGUCGUUCAGAAAGAAAUAUCAGGGUUGUUCCGGAAGAAACUAACUGUUCUCACACCAUAUGGAGAAAUACCCACUGCUGUUGCCACAGCAAUUUAUACUAGGGUCGAUGAAGUGCAUAAAGGGGAACUCCUGGGGAUAAGCCAGCAUCUUCUACCUGAAGAUAAGCAAGAUAAUCGGAGCAUGGUUUUGGUCAGUCAGGGAGCUCAGAUCAUUCGGUUGAAAAAGGAGAAGUUUGAGGAAUUAGCAGAUCAUACAACAAUAAUGAAAUUACACAAAUUACAGCCGAAAUAUCCCAGUGAUGAUGAGCUGUGUCAAAGCUUUCUGGAACAGAACCACUGGAAAAUAUUCAAGAAAGAUCUGAUGAAUCUUUUCCUGGAGCGAAAACUCAUGAUGAUGGCGGCAAGUUCUCAGCAGGUGAAGCCCAAGAAAGAUAUUUAUAACUCCUGGAGUGUGAAUCAAGCAGGUAUUCUAGACCUGACCACUACCCACCAUCAUCUUCCAACAGGCAUUCAAGGACUACAGCGCAGAUAUGUCCCUGUCCACAUAAGACAGGGAAAGGAUUCGGAGGGCCUGCCAAAUAUUGAGCUAAGAUUGAUUCAUGGCAUUGCUGUACCACGGCCUACUUUGAAAGGAUUGUUUUAGUGAGUUUGAGGAAAUUAGGCCGGCAGGUUUAACAGCACAGAUGCAGCUUGAGAAGCCAAAAAGUGAAACCGCGAAUUUUUUAGUUGAAUGUUACAAAAAUACGUGAAUUUUAAAUAAAAGUAAUUUUCCCCAAUUUCUAAGUAACAAUUAAAUGUUCCUGCCCAGAUUUCUGCUGUGAACGCUGAAGUAAACUUAUUUUUCACUGUGGUAAUCUGCAUUUCUAUUAGCUUUGAGAAGGAAACCUGUUUUCACCAUUUUGUUUUUCUCUGCAAGAUGGAUAUUUUUAUAUAAGGUUAAGAUUUUCUGUUAUUUAUAUUUGAUCCUAAGAUACCUUCACAUUCUAAACAACAUAUUUAAUACAAAUAGAAAUUGAACAAAGAUUUUAACACCUCUCUGAGUUCAGUUGAUCAGGAAGCCAUGUGAAGUUUAAAGUGCUCAUUGGCUGCUGCUGUAGUUUUUGUUGUGCUUCACUAUGCUUGGGAGGUUGAUAAUAUGGCUUAAAGUUUAGACUGUUGAAAUGUGCUUCACGCAGUUUUACAUGUUUUUCAACACUGCAGAUGAAAUUUUAAAUUAAAGUUUUCAAUUAAAUAAAAAUUAAUUAAAACGUUUCUAUUCAUACUUUUAAAAAUCUUAAUGUGAUCAUUAUUAUAAAGAGUUAGAUUUUAGAAAUAUAUUAACAGACUGAAAAGAUGUGCUCUUUCCCCAUGUCUUCCCUCUCAAAAGCAGUUUUGAGAACUAUUCGCCAUUUAUGUCAGGCUUGCACCAGCAAAAUAUAUUUCUGGUACCUUAGUCAACAUAAAACAGAUUGAGGCCCUGAUCCUGCAAAGAUUUACAGAUGUGUUAACUUUACCCAAUGUGAAUAGUCCUAAUUAAGUCAACAUGACAUUUCACAGUGCAAAAGGUUAAGCAUAUAAAUAAAUCUAUGCAGGAUUGGGGCCUAAGCUGUAUCAGUAUUUUUCUUUGUGCUAGCUAUAUAAUGUACUGUAUGAAAACACAUGUAUGCUAAGGCUGAAAAUGAUCAAAUAGUAUUUUUAUCUCAGAGGAUGUGAAUAAGUUAGUAAGACAAGAUAUGGUUUUAAAGAAAGAAUAUCCACUUAAAUGUAUUUGUACAAAGGUUAGAUUUCCAAGAGAAUUAGUCAGAAAUGUCGGAAACCCUAUCUUUUGUCAUUAACGAUUUAAAAAAAAGUAUGAAAAAGGUAAAAUGUGAGAUGAAGGCGCAUGCUGAUCUCUCAAAAGGAAAACAGUUUGAAGAGCUGAUGAUUCAUUGAGUCUGAUCUUGUCAUUUAUGUCAGGUUUCAGAGUAGCAGCCGUGUUAGUCUGUAUUUGCAAAAAGAAAAGGAGUACUUGUGGCACCUUAGAGACUAACCAAUUU